CCCUUGUAUUACGAAUACUUUAGGCGUCCUUGACUUACCAUAGUUUCGUUGUAAAUAUUUAUGAGAAUACUUGAGCUUUAUCAGUGUUUAUAUACGUUGUAUGCACUGGAAAAUGGAAAAUAAAUACCCAGAGGACCAUCCCCGCACGAUAUUGCCUGACCUGUGCAGGAAAUUCUAUAGUCUUGGAUGGAUGUACGGAACUGGUGGCGCCUUAAGUGUUCGAACUGGUGAUAAAAUCUACAUAACGCCAUCUGGUAUUCAGAAAGAGCUAGUUCAGGGUGAAGAUUUAUUUGUUCAAUCCAGUGAUGGCACUGAUAUAGAUCGUCCACCAACUGAAAAGAAGUUGAAAAAGAGUACAUGUACACCGCUAAUAUCUGUGGUAUAUAGAUUAAAUGAAGGAUGUCAUGCAGUGUACCAUUUACAUAAUACGGCCGCUGUGAUGGUGUCAAUGUUAUGGUCAGGGACAGAGUUCCGGAUUACGCAUCAGAAAAUGAUACAGUGCAUUAAGAAAGGAAACUCCGACAAGCAUUUUGACUACCACGAAACCUUAAUAGUGCCAAUUAUUGAAAACAAAUCGACGGAGGACGAAAUAGCCGAGUCAAUGACGGCGGCCAUGUUGGAUUAUCCGGAAACGAGUGCAAUAUUGAUCAGACGACACGGGAUGUAUGUUUGGGGGCCAUCUUGGCAAAAAGCCAAAUGCAUGGCAGAAAGUUUUGACUACCUGUUUAACGUUGCUAUGCAGAUGAAGCAAUUCGGCCUUGACCCCGAGAAGAUUCCAGUGGCCCCGGAAGGGGCAUACACAUAGCUUUGACAGUUAUUUGGAGGGAAAAAAUGUCUGUAAUCAAGGAACAUUGCUUUGUUUUUGAGAAAUAUUAUUAUUUUGUCUUUCAUUGUUCUUGUUAUUACAGGCAUGUCUAGUUCAUCUUUUAUGUUACCACAAUAAAUACAGUUAUUUUU
Ruditapes philippinarum (Manila clam) is the source of this 957-nucleotide messenger RNA. Its product is annotated as methylthioribulose-1-phosphate dehydratase-like. Gene Ontology annotation, molecular function: methylthioribulose 1-phosphate dehydratase activity; metal ion binding. Lineage: Eukaryota; Metazoa; Mollusca; Bivalvia; Venerida; Veneridae. The record is from RefSeq and is a predicted model, not a curated record. The transcript has 8 exons. Bases 101 to 805 code for a protein of 234 amino acids. Gene Ontology annotation, cellular component: cytoplasm.